AUGCAGAACGAACGCGGCCAAGGCGUCUCCCACGCAACCGGCGGCUCCAAGGUCCCCGAGAAAGCUCAGCAGAAGGUCCCUCAGGGCCUCGAAGAGGAUCUGCCGAACACGAUUCACGACACUGGCUCCGGCACCGGCCGCCAGACACACGCCAAGGAUGGCGGCGAUGCGUCGAUAGUCCCGAAGGGUCUGCAGAAGGCUGUCCCUGAGAAGGUGGAGAGGGCGCUACCGAACAAGAUUCAUGAUACGGGGGAUGAGAAAUAG
Messenger RNA from Trematosphaeria pertusa, 264 nucleotides. RefSeq lists its product as uncharacterized. The record is from RefSeq and is a predicted model, not a curated record. The coding region runs from base 1 to 264 and encodes 87 amino acids. NCBI's taxonomy places the organism in Eukaryota, Fungi, Ascomycota, Dothideomycetes, Pleosporales, Trematosphaeriaceae. The transcript has 2 exons.